This is a messenger RNA of Xiphophorus maculatus (southern platyfish), 1093 nucleotides long. RefSeq names its product dihydrofolate reductase (gene dhfr). Gene Ontology annotation, molecular function: NADP binding; dihydrofolate reductase activity. Gene Ontology annotation, cellular component: mitochondrion. The transcript is spliced from 6 exons. The coding region runs from base 18 to 644 and encodes 208 amino acids. Lineage: Eukaryota; Metazoa; Chordata; Actinopteri; Cyprinodontiformes; Poeciliidae. Gene Ontology annotation, biological process: tetrahydrofolate biosynthetic process; dihydrofolate metabolic process; folic acid metabolic process. The record is from RefSeq and is a predicted model, not a curated record.
GAUCGUAAUUUCCGGUUAUGUUGUGUUGGCGGGAAACGCUGGCUGUCAGCAGUUUUGAGAAGAGUCAGACUACAUUCUCCAUGUCGCGGGUCCUGAACGGAAUUGUGGCGGUGUGCCCCAACCUGGGCAUUGGGAAAGAUGGGAAUCUGCCCUGGCAUCCUAUUCGACUCAGCAACGAAUUCGCUCAUUUCCGAAAGAUGACAGCCACACCGUCAAUAGCAGGCAGGAAGAAUGUGGUGGUCAUGGGCAGGAAGACCUGGUUCUCAAUCCCAGAGAAGAACAGGCCACUGAAAGGCAGGAUCAACAUCGUCCUCAGCAGGGAGUACAAGGUGCCACCUGCAGGCGCACACUACCUGGCGUCAGACUUCAGCUCAGCUCUAACACUAGUUGACACAGAACUGGCAGAACAAGCUGACCAGGUCUGGGUUAUAGGAGGAAGCUCUCUAUACAAGGAGUUGAUGGAAAGCCCGGGAACCAGGAGGCUGUUUGUCACACAAGUCCUGCAGCAGUUUGACUGUGACACUUUCCUUCCUGAAAUCGUCCCAGAAAAAUAUCAACUGCUGCCAGAGUUCCCAGGAGUCCCGAAAGAGCUUCAGGAGGAGAAUGGAAUUCAAUACAGAUUUGAAGUGUAUGAGAAUAUUUAACAAAUGACGUAAUAUGAAUAAAUAAGAUCCUGAGACAAUGCACUGUAAAUGUUGACGCAUAUCAUACAUGCAGGCAGAUUUACUGUUUUAUUUCACUAUAAAUGUGGUGGCACAGUUGGUAGCAGAGAGUCUGUUCUGGCUCUUGUGGGUUAAACAAAGGGUGUACGGUCAUUGUUAUGAUCAAUCUGAUCAGCAUCUCUAGGGAAUGUGGGAGGAGAUGGGAGCAUUUCAUCAAAGCUCCCAUUUUCCUGCCCAGUGUUGUUGUAUGUUGAUUGACCGAGUUAAAAUAAGUGUAAUUAUUAUUGUAACUGAAGCAUCUCUAUUAAAAACAAAUGCAUAUAUUAGUUUCUCUCACUUAUAUAACUUAGGAAAACCAAUUGACCAAGCUGAAACAUAUCAAAGCUAGAAAUGUUUAAUUUUAAAUAAAAUGCAAAUCUUUUAAUCAUUAA